CACACAUCCUCUCUCCGAAACCAGGGUGCUCUGUUGCUGUUGCAAUGAUUUUCGGGGCCAAUGUUCAACUGUACAGGAGCACUAAGCCAAAUCCUCCACCAUCAUCAUGUUUUCAUCAGCGCAGGGGGAGGAAGCGAGGGAGGGAGGGCUGAAUGCGAGGCAAAGUGGGGGGAGAGAUAGACACACGGGGCCUAGUCGCCACAUCUUUUCACGCGAAGAAGCUGCGCCGUUAAACCACCCGUUUUUGGUUUCCCAACCCGACUCCGGCCCGGGCCUCAGUCCGCGGUCUCGAGUUUGACACUGAGCUGUUGGAGACGCAGGAACGCCGGCUUGACGCUGCCAAGCAGCCCCUGCGCCCCAACCACCACCAUGGGAGACAGCAGAGAUUCUUGCAGUCCAGACAGUUCGUCUGUGUCUUCCCCUCCCUCGGGCCAGCGCUCCCCGCCGCUGGUUCCCUCAGCAGCUUCCAUGACUUCACUGCCACCCAUCACCACCACAGGGGUCAACAGCCCCAUCAGUAGUAUUGGUUCACCCUUUUCUGUUAUUAGCUCAUCACUGGACUCACCCUGCCUACCUGGCACACCUUCAGUGGGAUAUGGCCCAAUUAGCAGCCCCCAGAUUAACUCAACAGUGACCAUGUCAGGGCUCCAUGCAGUGAGCAGCUCCGAUGAUGUGAAACCUCCUCUUGGCUUGAAGCAGCUGUCUGCCCACAGCCCAGGGCCGAUGCUUUCCCAGAAACGCCUUUGUUCCAUCUGUGGAGACAGAUCUUCUGGUAAGCACUAUGGCGUCUACAGCUGUGAGGGCUGUAAAGGCUUCUUCAAGAGAACAGUGCGAAAAGACCUUACCUACACCUGUCGGGACAAUAAAGACUGCACAGUUGAUAAAAGACAGAGGAACCGCUGCCAGUACUGCCGCUAUCAGAAAUGCCUGGCGAUGGGAAUGAAGAGAGAAGUGGCCAAGAUGAACGACAGAUCUGUGCAGGAGGAGCGGCAGAGAAACAAGGAGCGCGAAGGUGAGGUGGAGUCGACCAGCGCAGUGAACGAGGAGAUGCCGGUGGAGAAGAUUUUGGAAGCUGAGAUGGCUGUCGAGCAAAAGACGGAGCUUCAUGCAGAUGGAAGUUCAGACGGAAGCUCUCCCAACGAUCCGGUUACCAACAUCUGUCAGGCAGCAGACAAGCAGCUCUUCACUCUGGUGGAGUGGGCCAAGAGGAUCCCUCACUUCUCUGAGCUUCCUCUGGAUGACCAGGUCAUCUUGCUCCGCGCAGGCUGGAAUGAGCUCCUGAUUGCGUCCUUCUCCCAUCGCUCCAUCUCGGUGAAGGACGGCAUUUUACUGGCCACUGGCCUGCAUGUCCACAGGAACAGCGCCCACAGCGCAGGGGUCGGAGCCAUAUUCGACAGGGCGAACAAUGCUGAGGUUGGGGCCCUAUUUGACAGGGUUCUGACAGAGCUUGUAAGCAAAAUGAGAGAUAUGCAGAUGGACAAGUCAGAGCUGGGCUGCCUUCGAGCUAUCAUCCUCUUUAACCCAGAUGCCAAGGGUUUGUCCAAUCCCAGUGAGGUGGAGCUUCUGCGAGAAAGAGUUUAUGCAUCACUUGAAGCGUACUGCAAACAAAAAUACCCUGACCAGCAGGGCAGGUUUGCCAAGCUCCUCCUCCGACUCCCAGCACUGCGCUCCAUCGGUCUAAAGUGCUUGGAGCAUCUUUUCUUCUUCAAACUGAUUGGUGACACGCCCAUUGACACCUUUCUGAUGGAGAUGCUCGAGGCGCCUCACCAGCUGACUUAAGGGAGCCGCGUUCAGACCGGUCAGGAUCCGACGCACACCAGGAUUACCAACACGGCCUCCAGCGUCUGCUCGCUGGCUCCCCCGGCUGGGCCUCGCUAAACUGCAGCACCCGCUGGUUUUAUUCUGCCAGCUUUUACACCCAAACACACACACACACACACAUUUCCCAUCACCAUACACUUCAUUAUGUGUUCACAGACAUACGGUCACACAUGCACCUGCAGUUCUCCGAAACGAGAUACCUGAACUGAAAAAAGAAACAAAUACACAGAAAAAGCUUGAAUUUAAUAAUUGCUAAUGCUCACACACACACGCAUGGAUUUUCACUAUUGUUUCCCAUCCUCAGUUUUAUUUUACAGGAGUGUUGACUCAAGAAAUGAUCCCACAUGUACAAGAAAAAAUGUCUUAAUUUAAAUUAGACCUUAGUUUUCACAUCUUCAUCUCACAGUUGCACUUUGCUUCUGCAUAACUGGUGGUUUCCUUUUCUUUCCACUUUGGUUGCUUACAGUUGCUGCUCACUGCACCUCUGUCUCUUAUAUUCAUAACUAGCUGGUUGGUUAUUUGUAUGAUUUUAGCUGAAGAUCAGGUGCAAAGCAUUUGAAUCAACUGUCCAGCGUCAAAACAAAAUCUCCUUUUAAGGACUUGAAAACGCAUCAUCAAAGCGAUUUUAUUCAAUCGGUUAAACAUAGAAAUAUUGUUUUUUUAAAUAGUCAUGCUGAAACUUGUUUGAGUUUCUAUUUUGAAGUACUGUACUCAUGAAAUGAGCGCUUUUUAAGACAUUGAAAUCCAGGAAAAGGGGGCUGGGUGUGCUUUGUUUAACAAGCAAAGCCCCUCCAACCCUGAUGCGCACACCGGGCUUUGUAAGAAAGGAAGAAUGACUUGAAUAAUUUGUUUCUUUUAUUUUUAAGUUGAGAUUUUAUCUCUACUUCGGCAGAUGUUUGGCAUUUUAAGACGCUUGAAGCCUACAGGAAGUAAAGCUUCACAAAAAGAUAAAAGUACUUUUUUUCUCUUUUAUCUUCUGUUCCCCGAACCAGACCCCUUUUCUCUUCUCUUCUCUUCUCUGGUGGUCAUUUAUGCACUUUGUGAGUUGUAAUUGUGUAAAUGUUCCUGUUCCCUAAAAAUGAUCAUCUCUUCCAAACACCUAAGAUGAACUUGAAGGUACUAAGUGUAGGGUUUUCUCAUUAUUGCAUACUUUUUAACCUUAUGUGUUUAACCCGGUGAGUGAUCGCUGAGUUUCAGUGCAGAUGUUAGUGAAGCAGCCUUGUGCUUAAACAGUCUUGAUGAGAGUCUGCACUAAUGACCAGCACAGAUUUGAUCCAGUGGCCAUGAAAGAUGAAAUCAUUCUCUGUGCCCUGAAAGUAAUCAUGUGGAUAAUUGGACAGCUUGUGUCUGAGUGUGUGGCCUUCUGGUCAGCAAGUCAGUGAGGAAAUAAAUGUGUCUGACCUUUGACUGUUGAAGUGACGCUUAGGAUGUUUGAAUUGAAUCGACGUGACUCCACUCCGCUCUGUUCUUUUUAGAAACGAGUUGCUGGAAGCUUUGCAAUGAAGCAUCAGUGGAGUUGGAAAAUGAAAACAAGCUGAAAUGAUGUGACAGUGGAAAAAGUUUUGAAUGAAUUACAUAGGAUCCUCUUGAGUUGUGUUGCAAUAAUGAAAUCCCUUUAUGCUCGACAGUAUCAUGGAAAUCCUACACCUACUACCUGUGGAUUUGGACGUUUUGCUGCGUUGCUGGCUUGAAUCUUUUUGUACAAUAGCUGUAAAUAAUACCAAAAAACAAACAGAGAAGUCAUGCAGAAACGAUGACCUGCUCACACUUGUGAAAUACGUGGCUUCAAGAAACUUAAAGCUCUAUUUUUUGCUGUUUAUGAAACGUCCCGUUUUUAUCUCUUGAAAUCACGAAAACAUGAAACUGACCAGGGCCAAAACCACAACUCAUUGCUGCUUUUUUUGCACCAGCUUCUGCCAGUUUAUUCCUGUCGUUCCCAGUAACUGAUUGGCUGGAUAUUUGUAUUUAUUCUUUUGACAUUAGCUAUUGACAUUUACUGUGAUUGAAAUUUGUGAAGAACAGAAUUGGUAAAAAAGUCAAAUGCAGCUACAAAGUGUUUAGAAGAAAACCCUCCACACACCCUUGAAUGUGAGCAAUACUGGGAAACACAGAUUUACUUCCUUUUCUGGCAGUCAUGUAUUUAAAUUUAAAAAAAAGUGUUGACAUUCUGAAGUAUAUUUAACCGCCUCCUUAGCCAAUAUUUAAUAGAAAUGAGAACAUUUUGCAGAGUCAUUCUAGUGAAGAGGUACAGCUGUCUUCUUCCAGGUGCUAAAUCAUCCAUGGUCUUUUGAAGACCUGCACAUUCACAUCAAUGCAAAUACAGUAUGCAAGACCACAGACAAAUCAACCAUUCUCCCACUCUAUUAGAGCCAUUCUGAUCUCAUCAGCUUUGUUGUAGAUUUUAAGUUGUGAUUUCCAGCUAUGUUCUAGUAGAGUUUGGCUCUGCCAGCCAGAAUCAGACCCGGUUUCAGAGACAAACGGAGGAAGCUGUAGGGUUCUGCCAUCGAGAGACGUUGUUAGCGUCCAGCCCAGCAGAUGACCCUGGUGUUCCUCAGAGAGGGCGUUCGGCCCCCACGUCAGUGUGAUGCUGUGGCUGAACUGUGAGGCAGGUGAUUUAUUUUAAUCAUGGGAGAAAGUUGACGUAACUAUAACCUUGUUUCAGUUUCCUUCCAUCUCUGCAUACGGUUGGUCAAAUUAGUAGCGUUUCUAUUAUUUGCAGAAAAAGUCAGCAUUUUAUGCAACAUUGCUGACUUGGAUUGUUGGCAAAAGGAAAGCGAGACGAAGGUGAACUUAUGAGUUAGGUGACCUUCCAGCCUUUUUUACUGUGUAGUAUAGAAUCAGUGCUUCAGUGGUGUGAGAAUAUGAGCUGAUGCAGGUUUUGAGUGAGACUGAUUCUGUAGCUGCUGAGCUUUUAGAUCUGUGAUCUAGAUUAGAAACAGUCGGACUGAGGACAGAACUCGAGGAACCCAAAACGAGCGUCUCUUUAUGUCUCCUCAGUCAGAGGUGAAGCUGACUGUUGGAUCACUGCUUGCAUGAGUUCUCUCCUCUGACCGUUUGAAUCUUUUUCUUUCAGAGCUUCCUCUCUUGAAUGUUUGAGCCUUCUGCUACUGCACAGCGUUCAUAACCAGGGAUGAAAACAGUGAUGAGCUGAAGGCAAACUAUUUAACACGACUCAGAUGAUUAAACAGUUAUUCUGCAACAUUUGCAUUAUGUUUCUGACUGUUACAUGAUAUUAAUUUGGAGUAAUUUACAUUUCUCAUCUCUCCGUACGACAUGUUUGUUUUGCUCUCUGUAUUUUUGUUAUCCAGCUGAGAGCUUAGCUUUGAGUGAUUUAUAAUCAUAAAGUAUAAAAGCUAUAGACUCAGUGCAGGUUCUUAAGCUAAGUUACUUCCAGCUUCGCAGAGCUGGUGGUUGAGCGUUUAUCAAAUAAUGUGUGGCCAUGUUUUUAUGCAUUUGUUCAUUAAUCUGCAGCUUCACGUUUUGACUGGCAGAAACUGUAACUUUGGCUGUGAUGUGCUGAGCAUUGUUGGGUGAAAUAGCGGGUUGUUGGAAGUAUAUUUGAAUUUUAAGUUGGUAUAUUGACCUGAAGCUUUAUCACAACAACCCGGCUUCCUGGAGUCGUUUUGCCCCACCUCAGCUGCCGUAGCUACAGCUUCACUCACCCGCUUUGACUUUGCCUGGGAAUAUAUAGACUUGCAGCUUAAACCUCUGGUUGUUGGACUGCUUGAGGAUGUGAAGCUUUUUCUUUGACGGGAAAGUGUUGUGAAGAGGAUUCAGAGCCGCGUGUCUCUCUUUGCUUACGUUACUUGACGGCAGAGCUGCGAUGAUCCGCGUGAGACCGCCGCAUCGCACCGCCCUGCCCCGCCCACAAAUGUUUGUCAUUGCAAGUGUGCACUCAAGGCAGGCGCAUGCUGCCACCUUUUGUAGACUGUGUAGCAGCAUUGCUGUCGCCAUCUUUGUUACAUUUUGAAACUUGUUGUGUUUUUAUGAGUAAAGAUUUUAAUUAAAUACUUUUUUUAAACAGAUGGCAUGAUCUGACUGAAAUUGAAGGUCCUGCGUCAAUUGGACACGAGGGUGGCGCUGUUGCAUGUCUUCUGGAGCCAAGGCUGGUUUAAUCAGAGAAGUUCAGUGUGAGCUAUGCAGCUUUCAAACUCACCACCCUCACAGUUUUCAAUCACUGCCAAGCUGUCUGCAGCCAUCUCCAAUGUAGGGCCACUUAGUCCUUGUCAUGUGUGUAAAUCGUGAUUCUUGUGCAGCACAGUGAAGACGGUGCGCUAACGUUAGCCUAAGUAGUGCGUUUCUGAACAGAGAGCCUGAUAGGAAUGGAAAUAGCAGCUUGUGUGGAGAGAGCGGACCUGAGAGACGUAGAGCAGGGUGUGGACCCCUCUGGGUGCUAAAGAUGAUCAUUUGGUGCUUUUUAUAGGGCCCUACAACCUGGCAGCAUACAAAUGAGUGAAAUAGAAAUAAGGAACAAUUGACAGGGAGAGGCUAACCCUGGACCUGAUCUUCUCUGAUACGUUGGUGUUGUGAAUAUUGUUGGGAACUGAAACCUGUCAGAGAAGCAGAGAGAAACCCCCCACCAAGAUGUUUCUAAUGAAGGAACCUGACAGGAAGGACUGGUUGGAUAUAGCAGCUCUCCUGGAGGAUGAGGGGGUUUACUGCUUGGAUUUAUGGAGCUCUGAUCAGAAACGAGGGAGAAAACGGGGCACGGACUUAAAUAACUUGGAUCAAGUGUUCAGUUAUUGAUUGAGAGAGAAAAAAAACUAUUUUCCAGUAGAUCUAGGAUCUUCCUUAAUCGUUUACUCUCCAUCUUAAAAACUUUCACACAAUACUUCUUUGUCUUGUUUCUCGUCUCAAUCUACUCUGACUAUGCUCUCCACCUUUUCUUUAUUACAAAGUAUUAAACAAAUGCAAGAACUGACAACAAAAAAAUCAGAACUGAAUUUGUCACUCUUCUGUUUGAUUUGUCUGUUUCUCUCUCUUGUGUCUGUUCUCUGUCCUGUUUGUAUUCUACUCCAUUUUACUCAUGGAGAUGAUUGACUAUUGUGUGCUUUGGGGAUUGAAAGAAGAAAAAGAUAUAAAUAAUAUUUUUUUGUUCAGUCAUUAAUUCUGAAUCUUGUUUCUGUUUGUUGUAUCAUGUCUGAGUAAAAGUUUUAAUACUGUAA
Molecule: messenger RNA, 6986 nt
Organism: Poeciliopsis prolifica (blackstripe livebearer)
Lineage: Eukaryota; Metazoa; Chordata; Actinopteri; Cyprinodontiformes; Poeciliidae
Gene: rxrba
Product: retinoid x receptor, beta a
Exons: 13
Coding region: 370-1779 (469 amino acids)
Biological process (GO): retinoic acid receptor signaling pathway; response to retinoic acid; cell differentiation
Cellular component (GO): RNA polymerase II transcription regulator complex; nucleus
Molecular function (GO): zinc ion binding; nuclear receptor activity; retinoic acid-responsive element binding
Source: RefSeq, a predicted model, not a curated record